This is a messenger RNA of Serpula lacrymans var. lacrymans S7.9, 1072 nucleotides long. RefSeq lists its product as uncharacterized. The coding region runs from base 119 to 1030 and encodes 303 amino acids. Gene Ontology annotation, biological process: tRNA splicing, via endonucleolytic cleavage and ligation. Lineage: Eukaryota; Fungi; Basidiomycota; Agaricomycetes; Boletales; Serpulaceae. Gene Ontology annotation, molecular function: tRNA 2'-phosphotransferase activity. The transcript is spliced from 5 exons. The record is from RefSeq and is a predicted model, not a curated record.
CAUGAAUCGUAUACCUGUGACGGCUAUAUUUUGCAGGACAAGGGACCUAAACGUACUUCUGAACCCGGCAUCGGUCUUAUCAGCGAGGUCAUAUUCAAAGCGUGCUCAUCUAGCAAAAAUGGCAUCACAGGAAACCCAGGGAAAAGAAAAGCAGAAAGGCGGGUCAAAGCUAAGAGGAAGGGAGAAAGACACACCUGAAGUACGAAUCUCGAAAAGCCUUUCGUGGCUUCUUCGUCACGGAGCACAGUCAGAUGGCCUUGUUCUUCGCUCAGACGGCUAUGCUCGCGUCGCAGACGUGCUCGCUAACCCAAGGUUCAGAGGAGUAACAUAUCCAAUGCUCGAGGACAUUGUAAGGCAGGACAGAAAACAACGCUACAAUCUUCUUUGUGAAGCUGGAUCUCUAGAAGCCUCGUCUGGAUCAGACGUAUGGUGGAUCAGGGCCAAUCAAGGACAUUCGAUCAAAACCAUCGAAAUUGAGCUAAACCCUAUCGCUUCUGCAACGGACAUUCCAAUGGCGGUUCAUGGUACUAAUCGUAAAGCAUGGGAACUAAUAUCUACGCAAGGUUUAUCCAAGAUGAAACGAAACCACAUACAUCUCGCGCAAGGUAUAGCAGGUGAUAGCGUUGUCAGUGGUAUGCGCAAGUCCUCUCAAAUUCUUAUCUAUAUCGAUGUUCAAAAGGCCAUUGACGCUGGGAUCAAAUUCUCUCUAUCUUCAAAUGGUGUUGUGCUUACAGAAGGUGACGAAACUGGCUUCCUCGCGCCACGAUUCUUUCAGAGAGUAGAAAAUGCCGACGGAACACAUGUAUCUGGAUGGGAGAGUCAGGCUCUUUCUGUCCCUCCUACAUCCACGGAGCCUAUAGGGGGGCAGUCUGCGGACAAGGGCGCGGCAACGGUCCUUUCCGCCCUGGACCUAACUACUGGGAUGAAGGGCCUCGCAGUUGACGAGGGAGGCUCGUCUCUACUCGCAGAAAGUGCGGAGCAAGCUGGUACAGUCGUCAGAGGGCAGUCGCUGGUAGAAAUUGAAUCAUAGCAUAUAUAUAAUGUAAUAUUAUCCAAUAUCAACCAUAACAUU